Messenger RNA from Coprinopsis cinerea okayama7#130, 1878 nucleotides. RefSeq names its product calcineurin temperature suppressor Cts1. Lineage: Eukaryota; Fungi; Basidiomycota; Agaricomycetes; Agaricales; Psathyrellaceae. The record is from RefSeq and is a predicted model, not a curated record. The transcript is spliced from 5 exons. The coding region runs from base 1 to 1878 and encodes 625 amino acids.
AUGUCGUCGACACCAAGGGAAAUCGGGACGCUCAUCGUCGUGGUCCUCAAGGCAAACCAUCUGCCCAACAAAAGACAUAUAGGAAAGCAAGAUCCGUACUGCGUGGUGACUGUGAAUGGGGAGAAACGUCGAACCAAGGCAAUCAAACGGGGUGGCCAGCACCCUGAGUGGGACGAGGAGAUCCGGUUCACUCUCUUCGAGAACACUGACGAUGUGCUGGCGAGGACUGCAAGGUCAAGAGACGACACCCCACCACCCUUGCCUCCCAAGGAUACACCUUUGCCUGAGAGGAUAAAGGGAGGAAAGUUCAUGAAACUGGCCUGCUACGCUGAUGACGCAAGGGAACCUGAUUUAAUUGGCGAAACCGAUGUUGAUUUAACCGAGGUCUUAACCAAGGGGGAAACAGACGAAUGGUUCAACCUUAGCAACAAAGACAAGUUUGCCGGCAAGGUCUAUCUCGAGUUGACAUUCUGGUCGAAUGAACCUCCGCCUGAGAAGAAGGCGCCUCCAAAGCCCCCCAAGGCCAACAAGCAGUAUGGUGGACCAGGCUCAUUCGUACCGUCAGGGGAACGUCCACCAGGUCAACACUUGGCGCGACAUGCGUCGGCGAGCGCUGGGUACCCUGCCAACGGCCCACCCGACCUGUACGUCGCUCCGUAUGAGCAACGCAAUCCAGUGGACAAGUUGGCACAGGAUUUCGGAGAGUUUGGAAUAAAUGGCGGACAUCGUCGAAGGGAGAGUUAUCCGCCGCCUGUGCCAAGUGGCUUUUCACAGUAUUCACAAACUAGCUACAAUCACUACCCUCCAACCGAACCCACGUAUACAUACGAUCGCGCAGCUUCUCCCAACACUCAACCGUCAUCGUUCCACCCGCCGGCCAAUGCAUAUGCCUACCAGCCUCCAUAUGACCCCAAUGCUCCAGCACAGUAUCCACCGCCUGCUCGAGGACCUAGGCAUAGCGUUCCCGCUUCAUCCUCUGGGUUUGUGCCAUUGCCUCAACCCUCUGGUUUCGUACCCCUGCAGCCGCAAACGGGAGACCCGUAUCCGCCGCCUGUUUCACACACACCGGCGCCUCUACAGUACCCCCCAGCGCCUUCGCAAUUUGCAACUCCAUAUCCUCAAACAGCAUCCCCAGUAUCAUAUAAUGCAGCACCAAAUCCCCCUCCUGGCUCAUAUCAGCAACCGGUGCCCGCGACGCAGCCAUACACUGCGUAUGCAACUUAUCCUUUCCCAACGUCGGGGCAGCCAAGUCAGCAGUACCAAACUUCGGAAUACACACAAACGGUGCCAUCUCCGGCCCAAUCGCAGGUGUAUCAACCUUACCCUGGUCCUCCGCCUCAUGAAUCCCCAGCCUCUUUGCCCCAGCCUCCGGCGACUGUCGGUGGAUCACGGCCCCUACCUCCUCAACCACAGAUUGUCUAUGCUCAACCACCACCACCACCGCCACCGCCAACCCAGCAUGUAAAUAACCCUCCACCACCUCCGUCCCACAUUUCUCCGCCACAGAAUGGAGGAUACAGCCCUCCACACCAGGGAAGCGUUUCGCCAGCUCGGGUUGGUACUCAUCCUUUACCCCUCCCGCCUCCGCCUCCCCCACCGCUGUAUAGCAAUGAUGGCUCCAACUUCGUUCCAAGCGUGUCACCAUCAGGACCGCCGCUACCACCCCCACCACCUCCUGCCUCGGUAGUGCAUGAAGUUCGGCAGCGGCGACUGUCCAGUCUGCCUCAACCACCUGUUAUGUAUCAACCACCUUACCCACCAACCAACGGUACUCAAGACAGCUACUCGUAUAGCCAACCACCGCAGACCUAUGCCAAUCCACCAGGACCCCCACCUAAACCUCCCGCAUCAGAAUGGACAGGCUAUGGCGGCCAGUAA